CGAACGCCCAAGGGUUUCGAUGGAACGGUGGGGUGCAGCCGUUCUAUCCGCAAUGGGAACGCCCCCGCGAUCGAUGGCAUCAAGGGCCAUUAGCCUAUCAACAACAACGAUCCCUCAAGACUAUGUCUGGCGUUGCUAUGUCAGGUGGUGCUUGCCAUGAUCCAACACUCUAGUUUCGUUCGCCGCCCCUGGCCGAUUCUUCUCUCAUCAUCCACCACAGCAGGCCCCAAUUUCUCUUGAGGCUACCCGACAAUGGCCGACUCAAUUACAGGCACCAUCAGAUACGUCCAGCGGGAUGAUAGCAAUGACCUCAGUAAGAAGCCGUACAUCUUGCAUUACGCGGCCCCCGAUGGGUUUCCCCAGAACAACUUCACUAUCAAGCCUGUUCAUGGCAUCAAGAUCCACAACUUUCGGACCUCGGGAGCCACCUAUGAGGAGGGUGGCAUAGGGAUAGCCCCUAUCGACAGCAAUGGGAUGAAGCCCGAAUGCUUUGACGAUGACGACUGGGUGGAGCGGGUGUAUUUGCCCGAACUUCACCGGUCAGUUUGUGCCGCCCUUGGGGCGAAAGACAUGACCAUCUUUGACUGGAUGUUGCGAAAGCGAGCCCCUUCUUUCCCAGUGAGAAAGCCGGGCGAGGAUAACGGGGAAAACCACCAGCCCUCCUUGUCAGCCCAUAUUGACUACACCACGGCAGAGCUUGCUUCCAGGUUGCCGCAGUACUUCGGCGAGGAUAGGGAUGAGAUUCUGAGCCGGAAGUACCAGGUCAUCAACAUCUGGAAGCCGCUGACCGGUCCAUGCCGCGACUUUCCCAUGGCAUACCUGGAUCCGACAACGGUCAACCGCGAGAAGGACCUCAUGACGGUCGAUGAGGUUUUCCCCACCGUCGCUAACGAGGUGUUCCAGGUCCGCUGGAACCCGGACCACAAGUGGUACUACGUACCUGACCAGCUCGACUCGGAGGUCGCCAUUUUCAACGCCUUUGACUCGGAGAAGGGCCAAAGCUUGGCGGUGCCGCACUGCUCGUUUGACUUGGGCGAUGCGGCAGGUUCCGCCAUCCCGAGGCAGAGCAUUGAGGUUCGAGCUUUCAUCUUUUAUUAGGGUAGGCUCUGGUACCUACAUGUAGGUGGGGUGUUACUGUUGAGAACUUGGAACACAUAUCCACGGGGGAACGGACAUUCAUUUGCCGUAGGGAGGUACUUUGUAGCUAAACAUCCGGGUAUCAUCCACACAGUACGGGGUGAUCAGCGGAUCAACAUCCCCACAACCCCAUCUCGGGAUCAAUCCCACAUUCCAUCCAAACC
This is a messenger RNA of Chaetomium fimeti, 1301 nucleotides long. RefSeq lists its product as uncharacterized. The transcript is spliced from 3 exons. Gene Ontology annotation, molecular function: oxidoreductase activity. The record is from RefSeq and is a predicted model, not a curated record. Lineage: Eukaryota; Fungi; Ascomycota; Sordariomycetes; Sordariales; Chaetomiaceae. The coding region runs from base 253 to 1098 and encodes 281 amino acids.